UAAAAUACCGAAAAAUGAUAAUUUUUCCUAAUUUGUUAUGUAAUUAAGAUCAACCAUUACCUUAAUAGUCAUGGAAUGUAUUUCAUAAGAAGGCCAAUAGAAACUUCAUUUGAAAUAGGACAUUAAUAUAUUCUUAUUUGUUAUAAACGGUUACAUAAUCAGAAUGGAAGGAGCAAAAUCCGCUGUGGUUGCUCCAUCAUUUGGAGAUAAUCAGAGUUCUCAAUUUGAAGGAAUGGAUGCAGAUUUCAGUGACGAACAGUUUGAAGAUUUCACCAUGGACUCUGAGUAUAGCAAAAAUGAAGCGUUCAAAAAUAAGAAAAGUGUUGGUGCUGCAAGUUCAGUAGAGUCUUACCAAAGUUACACAGAUACAGGUCAGAAAUCUGCUAGGCAAAAAAUGGAAACUCCGUCUUGGGACCAGAUAAAAUUUGGAGCGAUUGGUAUGAAUGUGGCUGAAAAUAAAACUGCAAGUGUUAAACCAGAUUAUGAACAAGGUGCAGAAGCAAUAGCUGGUGAGACACCUGAUGAAAAUUUUGAAGAUUUUGGUGCAGAGGGCUUUGACUAUGAAGGUUACGAUGAUGGAUAUGAUGAUAAUAUGAUAAAUAAUGAUUACAUUAGUCCAGAGAAAGCAAAUAUUGGGAGUGCUCAACCUGUACCUCAACAGCAGAUAUAUUCACAGAAUUCAAGACAAGCUUUAGACUUUGAAAUGAAUGUGAAUAGGAAAGAAAAUGGAAAUACAGUGGUAAAGCCAUAUGAGCAUGAUAUAGCUGAUGAUAGAGAAGCCAUUUCUAAUGAGUUAACUGAUAUUGGUGAUGAGUUCGGUGAAGUGCUGAAUGAAGUGGAUGAACAAAUUAGAGAUACUGACGACCAGAUCAAGGAAAGUGUUGAUGAGUUUGCUGAUGAUGAAGAAGGGGAAGAGAAUGAUAAUGAUGAAGAUUACGAAGAAGAAGAUGAAGAUGAUGAGGAUCUAGAUAGCGAUGCAGAAUACACCGAAGAUGAUGGCGAGGAUGAAGAUAUCAAUGAAGCGCUGAAUUCACUUGGCAAUCUCGCUGCAGAUAUGGAUAUGGAAGUGGAGGGAAUGGCUGGAGAGACUGGUGAGGGGGAGGCCGGACCUUCUGAACCCUUGCAGGAUCCUUCAGGGGAUGGUGAGGCCCCAAAGGAAAAGAAGAGACGCAAACGAAAAAAGAAAGGGGACCAUGCGGAGGGUGACGGGGAGGGGGGGAAACAGAAAAAGAAACGGAAAAGGAAGGGGGAGAAGGGUGAAGGAGGCGAGAAAAAGAAAGGGGAUAACCAUGCAAGGAAAAAUAUCAGGAAAAUCUUAACAGAAUCAAAUCUCGACAAGGAGACGCUAGAUGCCCAGAAUGCUGAGUUGGACCGUCAACGACGACUACAGGAGUUGAAGAGACAGCAGCUAGCAGCACUGCUACAGACAGAGAGAGAACCGAAGAAAGAAAAGGACAGUCAGUUGAAAUCACUUCUCCAGUCUGCGGAAGAGGAAGCAGAGAAGACUGCUGAUCAUGUCAUGUCCAAGGUUGAAAUUAAGGAAGAACCUAUAGACGAUUUUAUUAAACCUAGGAAAGAAGGCGUAAUUGACAUCAGUAGUGGCGAGGAUGACGAUGAUGUUGUUAUGGUCCGUGAUGAAGAUGAGGACGAGGGUGAAGAUGCUAGUGAUGAAGAUUUUGCUGAGGCUGAGGAUGUGAAUAAUAGCGGGAGUCACAUCAACGACCAGUAUAACGUGCCGGACGAGCAUGGGAGGGUUCUCGUUAACGUCGGGCAUCCAACAUCCGAUCCAGAUAUCUACCUCUCACCUUUGGUUGCAAAGUGUAUAAAACCUCAUCAGAUCGGUGGAGUGCGAUUCCUGUACGACAAUUUGGUUGAAUGCAUCAACAGAUUCAAGACAAGUUCUGGCUUCGGCUGUAUCCUCGCACACAGCAUGGGUCUCGGGAAAACAAUCCAGAUGGUCGGUUUUAUCGACAUAUUUCUCCGUCACACUGGUGCAAAAUCGGUCAUGGUUAUUGUGCCCAUAAACACUCUCGCUAACUGGUUAGCCGAAUUCAAUAUGUGGGUCCCGGAUAAGGAGACUUGUGAGAAAUAUAACCUACCUGAAUCCGAAACUGACCCCCGUCCAUAUCGUACCUACCUAUUGAAUGAUAUUUACAAGAAUACACCUGCGAGAGCAAAAGUUGUUAGUGAAUGGUACAAGACUGGGGGUGUGCUGUUGCUUGGCUAUGAGAUGUAUCGGCUACUCUCCAGCAAGAAGGUACAUUUACAGAAGAGCAAGGGGAAGAAGAAAGUUGGAUCUGAUGUUAUUGAUGUCGAGGCCGAAGAUCGGGAUAAGAACCUGUUGAUGAAUAUCCAUGAGGCCCUGGUCAACCCUGGCCCAGAUCUGGUUGUGUGUGACGAAGGACACAGGAUCAAGAAUUCUCACGCUGGAAUCUCUGUGUCACUUAAACAGAUUAAAACAAAGAGAAGAAUAGUGCUAACUGGUUACCCACUACAAAACAACCUGAUAGAAUACUGGUGCAUGGUGGAUUUUGUCCGCCCAAAUUUCCUCGGAAAUAAGACGGAGUUCUGUAACAUGUUUGAGCGGCCAAUCAUGAAUGGGCAGUGUGUGGACAGUACUCCGCAGGAUAUGCGGCUAAUGAGAUAUAGGGCCCAUGUGUUGCAUAGUCUGCUGGAAGGAUUUGUGCAAAGACGAGGCCACACAGUACUUCAAGCCGCUCUACCUCCAAAGGAAGAGUAUGUUUUCAAGAUCCGCAUGUCGCCCAUACAGCAGAAGCUCUAUGAUAAAUUCAUGGAGUCCGUGACAGACUCUGAGUCUAAUGGAUGGGUUAAUAACAACCCUCUCAAGGCUUUCUCUGUCUGUUGCAAGAUAUGGAACCAUCCUGACAUUCUCUACAACUGCAUGAAGAAGAGUCUAGAUGAUAAUGACCUUGACAUUGAGACGGGAGAGCCCAAGAAGAAAGGGGGGCGGGCAGGGGGUAAGGGCAAGAAGGAGACCCCUCCGGCCACGCCCAACCCCCUUACCCCUAUGGUGGCUAGUCCAGCCUCAGAUACUACUGGUAGCUUUGGGUCGCAAGGAACACCAGGUGCAGUGGCAGGUCCCUCAACUCCUGUAGCGCCACUUGGGCCCACAGUACCAGCACCAGGAGUCCCUACUGUGGCAAACAUGGUUGGACCAAUGCCAUUACCCAAUUUUGGAAGAUCAUCUGAACCUACAAUUACAUAUGACUGGGCCAAUGAAAUUUUCAAGGACUAUGUCCCUGGUAUGUUGGAGAAUGGAGGGAAGAUGAUCAUACUAUUCAACCUCAUCUCAGAGUCACUACAGAUGGGAGACAAAAUACUUGUGUUCAGCCAGAGCUUGUUUACUCUUAACCUGAUCGAGGAGUUUCUUUCCAAGUACAAAGUUCCCAGGCCAGAAUUGGAUGAACUAUGGUGUAGGAACAAGAAUUACUUCAGAUUGGAUGGAAGUACUUCAAGCACAGAGCGAGAAAAACUGAUAAACUCUUUCAACAGCGAAACAAACAAAUGGCUCUUUUUGCUGUCUACCAGAGCGGGCUCUCUUGGUAUUAACCUAGUUGCUGCCAAUCGUGUAGUGGUCGUGGAUGCUUCAUGGAAUCCUUGUCACGAUUGUCAAGCUAUUUGUAGAGUUUAUAGAUUUGGACAGCUAAAGCCAAGCUACAUCUAUCGUCUUGUGACAGAAAACACAAUGGAAAAGAAGAUCUAUGAUCGUCAAGUCAACAAACAGGGCAUGGCAGACCGUGUUGUUGAUGAGUUGAACCCGCAAAACCAGUUUAAGAAGGAACAUGUGGACAAACUCAUGGUCCAUGAGAACAAGGAGUUUGAUCAGGUGGAUUUCUCGGAUCUCUCAGAGUAUGCAUCAGACACUUGCCUGUGUAACAUGCUCCAUAAUCAGGGACACUGGCUUACCUCUAAACCAUUUACACACGAAUCCUUGCUUAUCGACCGCAAAGAGUUGAAACUGACCAUGAAGGAAAAGCGUCUUGCAAAGCAGAGCUACGUGAUGGAGAAGCGUCUAAAUGUUUCAUAUAGUCGACCCUCAUAUUCGGCAUACUACCCCAGGGCUGGGGCUGGGGCUUAUCAAGGAACAAUCAGGGGCAGAGGUGGCAUGGUCCAGAGACCCAUCGCUAGUGUUAAGCCGAUGGUAUCCACGCCAGUCCCGAUGAGACCCAAGAUUGUUGCCGCGCCGACGGUUCUUAAGCCUGGGGUUUCAGUUCACCAGGUUCUUACAACAACAGAAAUUGUUCUACCGGGUACCAACACCACCACAGAGGCAGGCACCUCUGAACCCAAGAAAAUCCCAGCAGGUCAACAGGUCCUCGUUAUACGAACUCCGAAAGGCGUCUACAUCCGCACACCCGACGGCAAAAUCUUUGCUGUACGAUCAAAGCCACAACCAAACUCUAACUCACCUUUGGAUACUCUCGCAAACACGGGAUCAAACCUCAGUACAGGAGGAGUAACAAUUGUUAGGCCAACAAUGACAACGACUGUUAGCGCUCAGUCUUCGGGGAAAACUACGACUGGUGUGACAGUGAUAAGGCCUAACAUACGGCCUAGUCUUGGCACUACCACAAAACCCUUAACAAUCAUAAGACAAGGACCAGGUCAGGUCAGAACUAUCAUACCUGUGACCAUAAACAGAACUGGGUCUGGCACGUCUACAGUCACCGUAAAACCUUCCCCGACUUCAGCCACUCAAAUUGCUACAAUAGCUGCACAGUCACAAAAAGUCAGCUCUGCCCUUCAAAGUGCUGCCAAGAUCCGAAUUGUUGCACCAAAUACCAAUACCAGUAGCGCAACUGGUGGUAUGGCCAAAGUUAGUUCCCUUACAACUCUUCAAAAUCUUGCCAGCGGAGAUAAGAAAAUCAUCUCAAAAAGUCCUGCUUUCUCAGGAGGGACGACGGUUAUCAAAAACGUACAACCCAAGGUGCAAAAUGCCAUACAGAAUGUCAAUGUGAAUGCAAAAACUAUUGCAGCCCCUUAUGAAAGUGCUAAUGUUAUUGCUAACAAGCAAGCAGCUUCUCAUGAUAAGCCAGAGCCAAUGGAAGUUAAGCCAGCCACUGCUGAGUUGAAACCUAAAGUGAAUGAGGUUAAACCAGAAAGUGAGUUGAAGCAAUUGGUGCAGAAAUCUGAAUACGCCGACUCCAAACCAAAGAUGGAAACUCAGCAGAGCACAGACGCAGCAUGGAAUUUGCCACCAAUUGAUAUGAAGGCUUUGAAGCUUCCUCAACAAUUCAACAAAACUCCUACAGCAGCAGUAAAGGCUAAAGCAGAAAAGGGUCAGAGAAAGAGUUCGGCAAAAUCUAAAGCAAAGGAUAUGAAUAAAGGAUCAAAGGGUGGAAAACCUCCUUCUGGUACUGAAAUGCCAGGGAUGAAACGAGUUGGUACUCCAAAGUUCUCAUUGUCGAAUAGUCCCUCAGACUCGAGCAUGUCUGGAACACAGUCGCCAGAUGUGCAGAAUGAGCAUUUUGGUCAAAUGGUACCCCCUCAGAGUAACUUGGCACACCAAGGAAUUCUACCCAUGCGACCAUCAGAGAUUGAUCUGCACCAAAUGAAAUUGUCUGGCUCUAGUGCUAGUCUUGCAAGUAUGGGUGAUGGUUCUAACUUUGGAGGCGAUGGUCAAUGUGGUCAAAAUCUGUGGAGUCAUGGAAUGCAGAAUAACCAGUCUAUGUCACAGUUUUCUGGUGGCAAUCAGUUCCAGUCUAACACAGUUCAGCCAAUGAACACAGAGUCUAUGAACCAAUCAAAUUUGCCAUCUAAUAAUAGUAAUAGUAAUGCUGGAUUCUUCAACCCUGGAUUGCCUGAUAAUUCACAUACUGUGUCCAGUCAGAAUAAGAAUCAAAUGUUGCCUCAAGGUCAAGGUUCAGUGAACCAGCCAAUGAUGCAGAACCAAGGACAAGGGUUCUCAAAUAAUCAGAAUAUCUACGGAGGAUUUGGUGGACCAGCUUACAUUGAUAACCAAAGAAUGAAUAUGAACAACAGUAACUUGCCUGGACUUGGACACCAGAGUAUGAACAUUGGUAAUUCAAGCAUGAGUUCUGGAGCUCGUAUUUCAAACACAAUUUCUGGAAUUAGUAAUGCAAGCAUGAAUUCUGGAAUCGGUAAUUCAGGAAUGAGUUCUGGAACAGCUAUGAGCCAAGCAGAUCAGAAUAGUGCUACACCUCAUAGCCAGAAUAUGGGUGACUUUACAAUGAGUGGUAUUCACAAUAAUUCAAGUUUCUUGUCAGAGUUGACGGAAACGGAUGAAAACUUCUUGUCCGCAUUGGAUGAAAACAGUCAAGGUAGCUCUGGGGAAUCCUCUGAUCAGGGUAAUCCCUCUGUCAACAUAGACGCAGAUAGUAGUUCCACACCAAUUAUGGCAAAUAACAUCACGGGUGGACAAUUACAACAACAACAGGGACAGAUGAACUUUGACAUGUUCUCACAACAGAAUCAAGGUUUCUACCCUAAUUUCGGGAACAACCAGUUCAACAGGAAUUCUAAUUUUGGCAAUCAGCCAAACAUGAACAUGUCCCAACAAGGGAAUUUCCCAGGAGGGUCCAUGUAUCCAAUGGGGGGAAUGAUGCAACCGGGAAUGUUCCCGUAUCCCACCUUUGCCCCCUAUCCGUACCCCCCUAUGAUGGCACCAAUGCCAUACUAUCCAAUGCCGUUUCAACCUCAGUAUGGAAAUCAAGCAGGAAUGGGGCACCCAACAGGAAACAUUCCCCAAGGGACUCAAAUGGGGCAAAAUGCAGGGAGUUCUACAGUAGGAAUGCCCGUGGGAAAUCAAACAGACAGUAAUUAUCAGCCCGGAAUGGGAAAUUGAAAUUGGAUUCAUGAAAUUGAAAUACUGUUUGACACCUCAUUGUAGAAUAUAUGUUUUUAAAGUUUUAGGUUGUGAAUCAUUUUCUGUUACGAUAUUAAUGAAAUGUACUGAAAUCCAAAAACCUUUUAAUUAUUGCCAGUUUCAUUUUUUAUUACACUGAAUUGGUGAACAGAAUCUAGUGUGACUAGGUUUAAAAGCAGUUAUCUUUGAGUGAUACUGACCAUGGAGACUCUUUAAAAAGGCUCCCAUGUGAGUUAAAGUGAAACACAUUGGAAUUGCCUUAAAAGACAAGUAAUUAUGUGUAUGAUCUGACACUGGGAAACAGUUGUUAACAAAUUAUGUAUUUUACAUGCUUGUUAUUUGUACUGUUUAUUUGCACUUAUAUUUACAUUUUCUGUCAUUUUGUUUUAGCAAUAAAUGUGCUUGUAUACUUAAACCAUAGUCAGAUACUGCUAAAGACACACAACUGCGCUAUGAUUUCUUUUAUACUGUGGGUGAUUUGGCUAGGAAAAUCUAAUAAUCACAAAUAAUAAAUGGGGCAGUUUUAUUGAUUCCACAAGGAACCAGUGCUGAAAUAUGUACAGACACACCUUAUGUUUUCCCGUAGAAACAGAAUAAAAUUAAACUGUGUUGCCACAUCACUACAUAUUUUAAAACAAUUACUUAGACCACUCGCCUGUGGAGACAACUAACAACACAGGGUUGUUGAAAAGUAUUUGAAUAUAACAAGUGAUUUCAUUGGAAGAAGAAUGUCCUCCCCUGCCUUAUUCAUAUUCAUAUAAACGAGUGUUUGUCUGUCAAAUCUCCCACAGUAUGUAUGAAGUGUAAUGGAAGAAAGCACCUGGGUGACCGACAAUGAAUUUUAACAAUAGGCAUGAAUAUUAUGACUGUAUCCUGUUUUAGGUUUCAUUGUUGUGUAAGCGUAGAUUAGUGAUAACUCCUAGGUGAUGUUUAUAAUACAAUACAUACAUUUGUACAUAUUAAUGAUAGUAUGCAUGUGCAAUAGACUUUCUGUGUUGUGUUCUUUGACUUUUAUACUAUUGAAUAUUACAUUUUAAAUGUUUUCUCAAUGGAAUUCGGCCUUUUAUGCCUUUUUUGUUGAUUAUUAAUCAUGAUAAUGAAUCUUCUGUUAUAAAAAAAGGAACUAUAAAUAGGAACUAAUUUGAUGAAUGGAAUUAUUGUAUUUUCACGUUCAAUAAGAGAACAAUGUUAAAGAAGGCUGUUUUAGGUGGGGGUGGGGGCUCAAUUGCAAUUGGAUCUUCAUAUUACUUGUUGAUUUAAAGCCUGCUGACCUGAAGUUACACCAUAAUGGUUGGGGUAAAUUCAGUUUGAGCCAUUCUUAGAGCUUUCUGCUGAUGAUUUAAUUGCAAGGCCACGCUACAAUUUUAUUUUGUUGCACCAAUGGUCAGCUUAGUUUUGUAUUACAGAAAAAAUAAUUUCGUAGAAUAGUUUUUUUAUUGUAUCAUUUUUUUUUUUUCAUUGAAUGUGCAUGUAUUUGAUUUUUGAUAUUAAUUUUGUGACUCUGUUUUUAUGUUCAAAUGUUUAGUGUAUAUUUUUAUAAGUGAAUAUGUUUGUGUGUUUUUUUAUGAGUUUCUAUAUUAGUAACUUGAAGUCAUGUUGUCAGUAUUUUAUUGUUUUGUUAAUUAUAAACAUCUUUUGUUUUCUAGUUUUGUACGAAACAUGUAUAAAGCCCAUUUAUGCACUUUCACAACCCAUUUAAUUAGCUCUUCUGGCCCCAAGUCUUGUGUGUGCAAUAUGCAUGUCUUGUGUAUGCGAUAUGCAAGUCUUGUGUAUGCGAUAUGCAUGUCUUGUGUAUGCAAUAUGCAUGUCUUGUGUAUGAGAUAUGCAUGUCUUGUGUAUGCAAUAUGCAUGUCUUGUGUAUGCGAUAUGCAUGUCUUGUGUAUGAGAUAUGCAUGUCUUGUGUAUGCGAUAUGCAUGUCUUGUGUAUGCGAUAUGCAUGUCUUGUGUAUGCGAUAUGCAAGUCUUGUUUAUGGCCCUUGAAAUGCUGCAGCCCUUCUAGCAUCAGGUUUUUUUUAAGGUAGACAACUGCACACACUUGUAUUAUUGUAAUUAUUAUUUCCCUUUGCCCUUUUUUAAACAUAUGGUUCCCUUUGAAUUCAGUAUAAUAUAAAAAAAAUCUUGUCAGUAGAACUUGUUCAUAAUACUAAGGAAGGGCCUUAAAAACAAAGUCAAUGUUUUUGAUGAUCUAACUUAAAAUAACUCAUCAAAUUGGAGGUUGUUGAUUUAGGCAUCAGGGAUUGUCAAUAAUUGUCUUCGAAAUCUUAUAAAUUUAGCAACCAAAACAUGUUUCUAGGUUUUGUUUCAUCAAGUUAUCUUGGGCUUGAACCUUACGCUGCUCAAGAGUGCUUCGGGACACCGAUUAGGUUACAAGCAGAAUCUAUACUAUAUUUUUACUGAAGCAGUUUACGUCCAAAAGAGGGUUACAGGUGGAAAUUUACAAUCUUAAGCCUUACGAUUCUCAUUAAAAUGGGGGCUUCUAAGUUUUACCCAUAAGGCUACUCUUGAUGUGCCGAAUGAUCUGGAAUGAAACAAAUCUUUCCAUUUUAACAUGAAUCGGUGUCGAUAAAGAAAAUCGAAGAUUUAAUGAAAUUGUCUCUAUAAUUAUUUUUGAAAAUCAUUCAUUUACAUGUCUGAUUUUCAAGCUCAAGUAGAAAGUUAUUACUUGGAAAAUUUCUAUAUUCUUGUGUGCAUUUGAUUCCAAUUUAUUGUAUUCCCUAAAUUAUGAAUUUGCCACUGAGGAUAUUUUUAUAUACUUGUGUACAUUUUAUCCCUGUAAGGUUAUAUAAAAAAGAUGAAAAAAUAAAUAGAUAGACUUGAACAAUUUUAUGCUAGUCAUAUUAUUUUGUUGAAUUUAGAUGUUGCCAUAAUACCUAGUUGAAGUAUGACAAAACAUUGUAUUCCUGUAGUGUUUCUGUUCACAACAUUCAUAUGUGCUUCUAUCAAUAUGCAUAAUUUCUCCACCUUACCAUCUUAGUAAUUUUGUUGUAUUCAUAACAUUUGUAAAUAUAAAAUAAAAUGUCAUC
Mya arenaria is the source of this 9870-nucleotide messenger RNA. RefSeq lists its product as uncharacterized. The record is from RefSeq and is a predicted model, not a curated record. Gene Ontology annotation, molecular function: ATP-dependent chromatin remodeler activity; ATP binding; ATP hydrolysis activity. The transcript has 24 exons. Gene Ontology annotation, cellular component: nucleus. Bases 164 to 6826 code for a protein of 2220 amino acids. Lineage: Eukaryota; Metazoa; Mollusca; Bivalvia; Myida; Myidae.